UUAUCUUCGAAGUUCAAAGUGUAGGACGAGAAAGUAGACACAGCCAUGUCCACUACUGGUACUGUUCUGGCUUCCACUCCAACACAAAGGCUAUUAGGCAAAGUGGCAUUGGUUACUGGUGGAGCGUCUGGAAUUGGAGAAAGCAUUGUGCGCCUCUUCCAUAUCCAUGGUGCUAAAAUAUGUAUAGCUGAUGUGCAAGACAACCUUGGAAAGCAGGUCUGUCAGUCUCUUGGUGAUGAAGCAAAUGUUGUUUUUGUCCAUUGUGAUGUUACAGUAGAGGAUGAUGUUUCCCAUGCAGUGGACUUCACUGUGGGUAAAUUUGGCACCCUUCACAUCAUAGUCAACAAUGCCGGAAUUUCUGGAUCACCUUGUUCCGAUAUCCGCAAUGCAGACUUAUCAGAAUUCGAUAAGGUGUUUAGUGUAAAUACGAAGGGAGUGUUCCACGGGAUGAAACACGCUGCUCGAAUUAUGAUCCCGAAGAAGAAGGGCUCAAUCAUUUCUUUAUGCAGUGUAGCAAGUGCCAUAGGUGGCUUAGGACCGCAUGCAUACACAGGGUCCAAGUAUGCUGUAUUGGGGCUCACAAAGAAUGUUGCAGCUGAAUUGGGGAAACAUGCUAUAAGAGUGAACUGUGUGUCACCUUAUGGUGUUGCAACAGGUUUGGCCUUGGCUCAUUUGCCUGAGGAUGAGAGAACUGAUGAUGCCUUGGUCGGUUUUCGUGAUUUUACUGGGAGAAUGGCCAACUUGCAGGGGGUAGAAUUAACUACUCACGAUGUGGCUAAUGCUGUGCUCUUCCUUGCAAGUGAUGAUGCUAAAUAUAUAAGUGGAGAGAAUCUCAUGGUUGAUGGAGGCUUCACAAGUGCAAAUCACUCACUCCAAGUUUUUAGAUGAUUAAUGGUAUUUCAUUGUUUGUUAGUUUACAUAAUUUGAGGCAUUGCAAUCCUGAUGUCUAGUACAAGGGUUUUCAGUUAACAUACAAAACAAAAUGAAAAUGCUCCUCUAAACUAGUCUUUUUUAAUUUAUCCUUAAAUUUUAGAUGGUUAGAUCAUAUUACACUUUAAAUUAAAUUCGUGUGAAACUUAUCUCCUUUCAACCAAGGGAACAAACUGUCUUAUUCUUCUCACCCGGUCAACUCUCAGCUUGGCUAAUGCAAAUUUAUAGUUGUCUUGUCCAAA
Glycine soja is the source of this 1172-nucleotide messenger RNA. Its product is annotated as xanthoxin dehydrogenase-like. Gene Ontology annotation, biological process: abscisic acid biosynthetic process. The transcript has 2 exons. Gene Ontology annotation, molecular function: xanthoxin dehydrogenase (NAD+) activity. The record is from RefSeq and is a predicted model, not a curated record. Gene Ontology annotation, cellular component: cytosol. NCBI's taxonomy places the organism in Eukaryota, Viridiplantae, Streptophyta, Magnoliopsida, Fabales, Fabaceae. The coding region runs from base 46 to 888 and encodes 280 amino acids.